Lycium barbarum (goji berry) is the source of this 573-nucleotide messenger RNA. RefSeq lists its product as uncharacterized. The record is from RefSeq and is a predicted model, not a curated record. Lineage: Eukaryota; Viridiplantae; Streptophyta; Magnoliopsida; Solanales; Solanaceae. The transcript has 3 exons. Gene Ontology annotation, biological process: endoplasmic reticulum unfolded protein response. Gene Ontology annotation, cellular component: endoplasmic reticulum. The coding region runs from base 156 to 362 and encodes 68 amino acids.
ACCCCUUUUUCAUGUGCCUCCUGUCCUCGAGUUUUUCACCAACUAUAAAUAAGACAAAAUAAAAUUGGGGCAGAAAAAAGGAAGAAAAAUAAAUAAUUCUCUCUGCAAAUUUUUGUGUUCUCAUCUAUCGGCGAUCACCGGAUUUUUCUUCAAUUAUGACUACAUCAAGACGUCUCGCUGACAGGAAGGUGGAGAGGUUUGAGAAAAACAUCACCAAGCGAGGAGCUGUUCCUGAAACCACCGCAAAGAAAGGAAACCAGUAUCCUGUUGGCCCUAUAUUGCUUGGUUUCUUCGUCUUUGUUGUCAUUGGCUCAUCUUUGUUCCAGAUAAUAAGGACAGCAACCAGCGGGGGAGUGGCUUAAGCAUGCAAUACAAGUGGUGAAUGGUGAUAAUAGGCUAGGCCUGCUUCUUCUUGUAGUGUUGUUUUUCUCAAAGUUUAGCCCAAUGUAGAAAUUGAAGAGAAACUCCUGUAGAAAUCGUGUUUUUUAUUUUGUGAGACUCAAAUAUACAGUUUCUUCUGUCUCAUGUGGUUAUGUUUGUUCGCUUUCUCAAGAGAUUUGACCGUUAUCCUUA